This is a messenger RNA of Debaryomyces hansenii CBS767, 360 nucleotides long. Its product is annotated as DEHA2C11352p. Lineage: Eukaryota; Fungi; Ascomycota; Pichiomycetes; Serinales; Debaryomycetaceae. The transcript has a single exon. Bases 1 to 360 code for a protein of 119 amino acids. The record is from RefSeq and is a predicted model, not a curated record.
AUGAUUUUGAAUCAACUGUAUGAAUUCAAUUGUGACUUAGACAUGUUCCUUAACAAUAUUAUUGGUUUAGAACCCCGAGUCGAAGCAAAGAUUCUUUCCCAAUAUCAUGGUAUUGUUGGAGCGUUAAUGAGAAAUGCGCUUCCUGAAAAUCUUAUCCACAAAUAUGUGUCGGAGAAGAAUCUUUAUGGACUUGUUAUUUGGAAUCGACUUUAUGAUGACUUUGGAAAAAUGACUGCUAAGCAGGAGGCUGAUAUGCUUCUGAAAUUGCUUUUAAAACUUUUCACUCUGAAUGACUCGUUGAUUGAAAAGAUGGAAUUUUUAGAAUCGAGUAGCUAUGACGUUUUCCCUCUUAUAUCUUGA